UUGCAUUUUCAAAACUUCUCCCACUCGCAUUUCCAGUACAGACUCCAGUAUUUCCCGGCGUGAUUCCCUGCUUUGAGGCGGGACUUUUACUUUCUCAGCGAGGCUUCUCACACUGCGGGAUGUGACUGCGCGCUCUGGCCGUGCUGACGCUGCUGCGUGUUAAAUUAGCUGGCUGCAGCCAUUCAGGGACACCUCUUGCGAUCCGCCGGAGCCCACAGUGCAAUAAACAUGGCAGCAGAGCUAUCCACCUCCAUCAACAUCAACGAGCCCCGGUGGGACCAGAGCACAUUUGUAGGUCGGGCCAAGCAUUUCUUCACAGUCACAGACCCCAGGAACGUCCUCCUCACCAACGAACAACUAGCACACGCGCACAAGAUCAUCACCGACUACAGGAAAGGCGUCGUCUCCCCAGGGCUGACCGAGGACCAGCUGUGGCGGGCCAAGUAUGUGUUCGACUCCGCCUUCCAUCCCGACACCGGGGAGAAGAUGAUCCUGAUCGGCCGCAUGUCGGCGCAGGUCCCCAUGAACAUGACCAUCACCGGAUGUAUGAUGACGUUCUACAAGACGACCCCAGCCGUGCUGUUCUGGCAGUGGAUCAAUCAGUCUUUCAACGCGAUCGUCAACUACACCAACCGGAGCGGCGAUGCUCCGAUAACGGUCAGUCAGCUGGGCACAGCGUACGUGUCUGCCACUACAGGAGCAGUCGCCACUGCUCUAGGACUCAAUGCACUAACAAAGCACGUCUCGCCCCUGAUUGGACGAUUCGUUCCGUUCGCCGCCGUAGCUGCUGCCAACUGUAUCAACAUCCCAUUGAUGAGACAAAGGGAACUUCAACACGGCAUCCCCAUAACAGACGAGAAUGACAACAGGUUAGGAGAGUCGACGAAAGCGGCCCAGCAGGCCAUCUCUCAGGUCGUGGUCUCCAGAAUCCUCAUGGCCUCGCCUGGAAUGGCCAUCCCUCCGUUUUUAAUGAACCAUUUGGAGAAGAAGGCGUUUCUGAAGAAGUUCCCAUGGAUGAGUGCACCCAUUCAAGUGACCCUGGUGGGAUUCUGCCUGGUGUUCGCCACGCCGCUGUGCUGUGCAUUGUUCCCUCAAAAGAGCUCCAUGUCCGUCAGCCGCCUGGAGCCGGAGCUGCAGGAGAAAAUCCGGGCCAGCCACCCCGGCGUGGAGCGGGUCUACUUCAACAAAGGGCUAUGAGCGCGCCGCGCCCUCAUCCACGCACUGCCAUAGCACAGCUGCAGGCUCGGCCCUCACCUCUCUGCCGGCCCUCCUCAUUCUCUGUGCCAAAGUUAAGUUUGUCUCGUCCCCUCCCUCCGCCGUCAGAUGGACGCCUGACGACUC
Messenger RNA from Betta splendens (Siamese fighting fish), 1341 nucleotides. It is a transcript of the gene sfxn1, whose product is annotated as sideroflexin 1. The transcript has 11 exons. Lineage: Eukaryota; Metazoa; Chordata; Actinopteri; Anabantiformes; Osphronemidae. The record is from RefSeq and is a predicted model, not a curated record. Bases 229 to 1197 code for a protein of 322 amino acids. Gene Ontology annotation, molecular function: monoatomic ion transmembrane transporter activity. Gene Ontology annotation, biological process: monoatomic ion transport; serine import into mitochondrion. Gene Ontology annotation, cellular component: mitochondrial inner membrane.